AUGUUGAUCGCUUCCGAUAAUAUUAUCUCUUCUGCUACUGGAAUCCAGCAAGGUGAUCCACUUGGUCCGCUACUAUUUGCGAUGGCUAUUGACGGGGUAGCUCGUUCCAUCGCUUCUCCUUUCAAUAUAUGGUAUCUUGACGAUGCAACGUUGGGAGGAUCCAUCGAGGCCGUAGCUGCUGACCUCCGACGAGUUAUUCCUGCUUUAUCUCUGCUUGGACUUGAGAUUAACUCAUCCAACCCUCUUCUUCUUGAAGAACGGUCUUUCGCUACUGAGUUUCCUCUACACUCUCCGAAGUGCCCUUGCUACCUCGAACAGGAUUUCUUAAAUGAAAUAGAUAUUACAAUUAAGAGAUGUGCGGAGCUAAUUUACAACGUUAAUUUCGAUGACACAGGCUGGAGGCAAGCAAAGUUCCCUUUGAGUUUCGGAGGCCUGGGCCUUCGAUCGGCAGUAGAUUUGGCCCUUCCAGCAUAUCUUUCUUCACUUUCGUCCAGUCGCGAAUUAAUUGAUGAGAUACUCGGUGGAUCGUCUCAGUGUUUCUCGGGUAGUUCUUUCGAACAAGCAUGCAGCGUCUGGGUCCAAGAAUUACUUUCUAUCCCACUAGACAUAAAAUAA
Acanthosepion pharaonis is the source of this 615-nucleotide messenger RNA. Lineage: Eukaryota; Metazoa; Mollusca; Cephalopoda; Sepiida; Sepiidae. The record is from the annotation of a GenBank genome assembly.